Molecule: messenger RNA, 873 nt
Organism: Alternaria atra
Lineage: Eukaryota; Fungi; Ascomycota; Dothideomycetes; Pleosporales; Pleosporaceae
Exons: 2
Coding region: 1-873 (290 amino acids)
Molecular function (GO): protein binding
Source: RefSeq, a predicted model, not a curated record
AUGUCGGGUGACUCUGACAACGCUGAGAUGAUCAGUUCCAACAAGAGCUCCCGGUUCAUGGAUCUGCCUGGCGAAUUGAGAAACAAAGUCUAUUCAUUCUGCAAGAACGACAGCAUCGUAGAUGUGAAGUGUCCACAGGAUACGGGCCUUACGCUAGAGAUCGACCGCGCACGACAUCAAUUCUUGGGUCUUACCCAAGCGUCGAAGGCACUUCACCGAGAGUUUGGGGUCCUGUAUCGCAUGCACAAUCAGGUCCGAGUGGAUGCACGCGACGUUUACGCUUUUCUCGAUGAAGUCGCCUCAACAGCUAGUCGAGUAGACGAAAGUACCGAGGUUAGCAAAGGAUCAACUUUUGCCAACUUCGUGAUCGAUCUAAGCCCUGCGGUGAACGAUCGAGAUAUUCACAUUAUCGAUGUCCUCCCACUGCUCCGUCUUUGCCUCGCGGAGCCAGACGUAGUCUGCAAGUUCGAAUUCUCUGGCGAUAUUGACACAACCCAUGUCAGCAGGCAUUUCCAACCCUGUGACCGCAGGAUAACGCAGAGGUUCGCCUCGAUACUUGUCAAAGAUUUGAACGAGUUGGUCGCUGGACCGAAAACACUCGCUACCAUCUGGCCAAGCAAUAGCUUGCUUGCUGCCAAUCUUCACCUAAAAGGGUUGGGUGCGAUACGACUCUCUCGGUACGGUAUCGCGAUCUCGCGGCCGUUUCUUGACAUCAGGUUUGUUGCGUGUCCUGCCUGGGGCUCUCUCUCGACUGGCACGAUCCUUCGUUGUCAAGAUCCCAAAGCGAAGAAGUUUGUGGAGGACGCUGGGUUGAAUGGUAUCCUGCAACUACCCGUCCGUACGAACGACAGUAAAGCCAUCACCAGAUUGUGA